Messenger RNA from Aethina tumida (small hive beetle), 3818 nucleotides. RefSeq names its product 4F2 cell-surface antigen heavy chain. The record is from RefSeq and is a predicted model, not a curated record. Lineage: Eukaryota; Metazoa; Arthropoda; Insecta; Coleoptera; Nitidulidae. Gene Ontology annotation, biological process: carbohydrate metabolic process. The coding region runs from base 116 to 1945 and encodes 609 amino acids. The transcript has 3 exons.
AAUAGUCGGAUCAGCUGAUCCGCACCAUGUGAACCAAUUGUUCCCAAUUAAAACCUCGUACUCAGCACAACUGUGGAACAAUACGACAAGUCGUUUGUGUGUGUUUUCAACGAUAAUGGACGCAUUUCUGAGGGUCGAUGGAGGUGCUAAUUUGCCGACAUCGCCUUCGAAUUCGUUCAUGGCGGAGGAUAACGCGUCUACGUGCCCUCUAAUCAAUCCGUCGCCCCCCACAAACGAUCUGAUAAAUCCGUUGCCGGAACCGACGACGCCCAAUUUCACCAUCGGGGAGGAACUCGCGGUCAAAUUGACCCAUGUCCAAGACGAUGAAAAGGGUGGAGGCGACUCAGCAUCCUCAAGUUCGUCAGCACUUGCUGAACCAGCGUGUGCACAAUUACUCAACCAUCGGAAUAUUUACCACCAUAUCACUAAAGAUGAAGAAACCGCUGCUCAAGAGACGAAUGGCAAAACCCAACCUCUCCAGCUCACCUUCAAGAACCCCCCAGACAACUAUUUCUUCAUGACUUGGAACUGGCCCUUGAUUCGUACUAUUUCCAUGUACAUGUUCCUCGCAGCGAUGUUUGGGAUGGUGGCCAUGGUGGUGGGUCUGAUGUUCACCCUUAAGAGCAGUUGCAACCCGCCAGUCGAAUGGUACCAAGGCUCCGUGUUCUACGAGGUGUUCCCGGCCAGUUUCUACAACCGUGAGGGACAGGUCGGCAACUUUAUGGGCCUGUGGCAACAGGAGCCGUAUCUGAGCGCUUUGGGGGUGAGAGGUGUUAGGUUGAAUUCGAUAUUCGCCAGUCCCAACUAUCCGGAGGAUUACGAGAACAUCACGAGUUUGACUCAGAUCGCUUCGGUUUUGGGUAGCAAAGAAAGCUUCGAGCUGAUGGUGAAACGGCUGGAUUCGAAAAAUAUCUCGGUUAUACUAGAUUUGCCCCUGUAUCCGUUGUAUAAGCAACUGCCGAAUGUUAUUGCCAUCAACACCAAGAGCAACGAGUCGUUUUUGACGCAAGAACAAAACGAUAUUGCCAAGGCUUUGCAACAAUGGAGGAGCUCCAACGUCAAGGGUUUCUACUUGAAGGGUCUGGAGUAUUUCGUCAAUGACUCAAAGCUGCACGACUCCUUGCGUUUGUGGAAAAGAAUUGUGGGACAAGACUGCAUCUUUAUAGUCAGCGAAGAGUUCAUCAACAACAUCCCAGCUGACAAGUCCAACAUCAUCUACAACAACAUAGAUCUGGUGGACGUGAGGUUGAAGAUCGAGCAAGGAGUUCAAACACUGACCAAGCAAAUCAGCGACAUCCAAAACGGCACCUUGUUCUCGAAACGUGGGAUGCCCUGGGUGCAUUGGUCGUUGGGCAGCGUCAACACCAACCGUCUCGCCAACGUGCUGCCCUUCGCAAACGGCACGAUCGGUGCGACGCUCCUCGAACUAAUGCUACCGGGAACCACUUCCAUUUUUUACGGUGACGAAAUCGGCCUCCAAGCGGUGAACGACAAAGAAAACGAACGCCAGGACCUGAAGCACCUCCACCACCUGACCAGCAUGCCGUGGCCGAACAAAACGUCGAAAAUUCUCCCGUGGAUGCCGGCCGAAAGGUCUUCCGCCAUCUUCGAUCAAGUACCCAUUGUGUCGGCGAUGACCAGACUCCGGGCCGAAUCACCGUCCAUUUACAUGAACACGGUGAACAAGGACGGCAUCAACAAGGCGAACAUGGAGGUGAAAUACUCCGCCGACGACUUCUUGGUUAUUCAAAGAUGGUACCCGAGGAUGAGCUCGUUCGUGGUUGCCAGCAAUUUGGGCAGCUCCAAGAAAACCGUCGAUUUGUCCACCUUGUUGUAUAGCGGAAACGUCGUCGUUAGUCCUGGAAUUGAUUCGAAGCCGAGCACCAUAAGUUUCAAGGAUAUUUCCUUGUGGCCCGGCGAAUCCGUCGUUAUUGUUCUUGAUUAAUUUAUUAUUUGUUUGUGGUAUUGAAUAAUAUUAUAAUUAUCUGUAAAUAAUAUUUUGUACUUAUUUGACUUAUAGACUUAGAUUACAGUUUCCUGUUUUUGAAUAUCAAAGAUGCUUUGCUACUCUUACAUAGGUAGCACUGCCAUCUUUCUAUAGUUAAAUUAUAUAAUACAAGAAAUGUGGAUUAAUUCCGUACUUAUAUUAAAAUUCUAUCAGAUUUACGGAAAUAUUAUAAAAUACUAAUAGGGAAAAUUGUAUAAAAAAAAACAAGGAAUAAAGUAACAUAUAAUAAAUCAUAAUAUAACUUUAAUUUCUACCUAUAAAAAAUAACGCACAAUACAAAAUCCACAUCCAUAAAUUAAUAUAAUUACAUGUUUAGACCAUCCCCAAUAUUACCAACAAGAAUAUAUAAUUUAAAAUUGUUGAUUGGGAGCAACUUCCAGAUCAUGAAGUACUAAUUUUGUAGAGGGUUCUUGAAACAGCCAGCGCAAUUGAAUUUCACCCUUUGUUCUAAAAGCAACAAUAAAUUAACAUUCUUGUUAUGAUUUAGUUUGAACUUGAUAACGUUUGUUAAUUGAGCAUCUGUUUCAUCUUGGUGGUGAGGCUUAACUCAAGUGCUGGUGAACUUGAAGGAGCUGGAACUGCUUUUAAUCAUUUAUAGCUUGAUUAAAUGUUGUUUCCAAUUAAUUAAUUGUGCGCAAUUCAACUUUGACACGAUAAAUCAAUCUUAAUGUAAUUAUUAUGUAUUUACAGAUACUUUUGUCAUUUUACCAAAUAUUUGUACAAUUUUGUUUGGCGACUGGUGUAUCCAAAACUAAAAGAAAAAGGCACAAUUAAUUUAAUGUUAAACUAAUUAACUUAAUAAAUGCGAUAGUUGGGGAUAUAAAUAAACGUGCUUAAUUGAUUUCAAAUUAUUGUAAUUAAUAUGCAAAGUAAUGUGUGACAAACAUGUGUAUAAAUAUUACAAUUCAUUCUUUGCUAUCUUUAAUUACUUUUGCACAAUUAGUAAAUAAAUGAAUGUAUUUACAACGAGGUUAAACCUACAAAUGUUACUAAUUGUUUUCAAGUGUUAUACAUUAAUUCAUGAUAAUCAUGCAUUAAUAAUAUAUUGAUUAUUCAAUUAUAUCAACCACCAUCAUCGAUUUAUGUAAAUAUUAAAAAAUAGUGAUUUAACAAAUAUUGUUUUUGUGGCAAUAAAAAUAAAAUAAAACCAUAAUAUAUUAAAACAUAAACUUUAUUUCUUCAUUUAGCAAAUAACACAUAAUACAAAAUACACAUCAAUAAAUUACCAUAAUUACAUGUUUAUGUUAGAUCAUUCUCAAUAUCAUGACCAAGAAUAUAUACAAGGAAACUACUGAUUAUAAGCUAGGUCAUAAAGUAGUAAUUUUAUAGGGAGUUCUCGUACAAUUUAAUUUCACCCUUCAUCCCAAAAACAACAAUAAAUUAAUGUUCUUCUACGCUUUAGUUUAAAUUGAUGACAAUUGUUACUUGAGCAUCUGUUUCUUCAUGUUGAACGAAUUUGAAUGAGCUGCCUUCAAUCAUCUAUAACUUAAAUUAAUUAAUUUAUAUUAAGGUAGUUUUUAUUUAAUUCAUGCGCAAUUCAACUUUGACCCGUCACUUACUUUCGAUUCUAAUGUAAUUAUUACGUAUUUAUGGACAUUUUAAUUAUUUUACCCAAAGUGCAGUUGUAUUUUGUCACUGGAUUUUACCUUGGUGUGUCUAAAUUAGAAAAAACAACAAUUACGACAUGGUUUAUUUUAAUUCUAAACUAAAUAUAAAUGCGGUAGUUUAUUUUAGGAUAUAGAUAAACGUGUUUAAUUGAUAAAUUAUUGUUAUUAAUAUGCAAAGUAAUUUGUAAUAAACGUUUAUGUAA